CGGCUCCGGUGAGGCGUUAUCAAUUCAUUCCGCGGGGGGCGGGGGAAAAGGGAAACAUGUCGGAGACCGAGGAGAGGCCGAGCGCCAACUUGAACCUGAACCCGGCCGAGGGGCAGACGGACGAGGCGAGCGCGAAGCCGGGGGCGAUGGCGGCCGAACCCCAGAUGCAGGCUCCGGGCCCGGGACAGAUGGAUAGUGGUGAUGCAGCAUUUAUAUUCAAAAUGCCUAAACCUGAAGUUAAAGAGGAGGAUCCUGCCUAUGAAGAGAAAAUGAAAGCAGAUAGGGCAAAUAGAUUUGAUUAUCUGCUGCAACAGACUGAGCUUUUUGCCCACUUUAUCCAACCUGCUGCACAGAAGACUCCGACCUCACCUUUAAAGAUGAAACCUGGGCGUCCUCGCAUAAAGAAAGAUGAGAAACAGACACUUCUGUCGGUUGGAGACUAUCGGCAUCGCCGUACAGAACAGGAAGAGGAUGAAGAAUUACUGUCAGAAAACAGCAAGACAACCAAUGUCUGCACAAGGUUUGAAGAAUCCCCAUCAUAUAUUAAAGGAGGAAAGCUCAGAGACUACCAGAUACGUGGCCUGAAUUGGUUGAUUUCUCUAUAUGAGAAUGGCAUCAAUGGAAUCUUGGCAGAUGAGAUGGGUCUUGGGAAGACUUUGCAAACUAUUGCUCUUCUUGGGUACAUGAAACAUUACAGAAACAUUCCUGGACCUCACAUGGUUCUAGUCCCUAAAUCUACACUGCACAACUGGAUGCUUGAAUUCAAGAGGUGGAUACCGACUCUUCGUGCCAUUUGUCUAAUAGGUGACAAGGAUCAAAGGGCUGCCUUCAUCAGAGAUGUCCUCCUCCCUGGAGAAUGGGAUGUUUGUGUGACAUCUUAUGAAAUGCUGAUCCGGGAGAAAUCUGUUUUCAAAAAGUUUAAUUGGAGGUAUUUGGUUAUAGAUGAAGCCCACAGGAUCAAAAAUGAAAAGUCUAAGCUGUCUGAGAUAGUGAGAGAAUUCAAAACAACAAAUAGACUGUUACUCACGGGUACACCACUUCAGAAUAAUCUACAUGAACUUUGGGCUCUUCUUAAUUUCCUUCUCCCAGAUGUCUUCAAUUCAUCUGCUGACUUUGAUUCUUGGUUUGACACAAAUAAUUGUUUUGGAGAUCAAAAGCUCGUUGAAAGGUUGCAUAUGGUAUUGCGGCCUUUCCUCCUCCGACGUAUUAAAGCUGAGGUAGAGAAGAGCCUACCACCAAAAAAGGAGGUCAAAAUGUAUGUAGGCCUUAGCAAAAUGCAGAGGGAGUGGUACACCAGGAUAUUAAUGAAGGAUAUUGACAUCCUGAAUUCCUCAGGGAAAAUGGACAAAAUGCGUUUAUUGAAUAUACUGAUGCAACUACGCAAGUGCUGCAACCACCCCUAUCUGUUUGAUGGAGCUGAGCCUGGCCCACCUUACACUACUGACACUCACUUAGUAGUUAACAGUGGAAAAAUGGUGGUAUUGGACAAACUGCUGCCAAAAGUGAAGGAACAAGGUUCUCGUGUGUUGAUUUUCAGCCAAAUGACCAGGGUGCUGGAUAUCUUGGAAGAUUAUUGUAUGUGGAGAAACUAUGAGUAUUGUAGACUAGAUGGACAAACUCCACAUGAGGAGAGACAAGAUUCUAUUUCUGCUUUUAAUACUCCUGGGAGCUCAAAGUUUAUCUUCAUGUUAAGUACACGUGCUGGUGGUCUUGGUAUAAAUCUAGCUACAGCAGAUGUAGUAAUUCUGUAUGAUUCUGACUGGAAUCCUCAGGUUGACCUGCAAGCUAUGGAUCGAGCCCACAGAAUUGGUCAAACAAAAGUAGUCAGAGUCUUCAGAUUUAUAACAGACAACACUGUAGAGGAAAGGAUAGUAGAACGUGCUGAAAUGAAACUUAGACUGGACUCUAUUGUAAUUCAGCAAGGAAGGUUGGUCGAUCAGAAUCUCAACAAACUGGGGAAAGAUGAAAUGCUGCAGAUGAUUCGUCACGGUGCUACCCAUGUGUUCGCUUCUAAAGAGAGCGACAUUACAGAUGAAGAUAUUGAUGCUAUAUUAGAAAGGGGAGAAAGAAAGACAGCUGAGCUGACUGAAAAGCUUUCACAUAUGGGUGAAGGUUCACUUAGAAACUUCACUAUGGAGACAGAGGUCAGUGUGUACAACUUUGAGGGCGAGGACUAUAGAGAGAAGCAAAAGUUGGCUCUAACUGAAUGGAUUGAACCCCCCAAACGAGAACGUAAAGCAAACUACGCAGUUGAUGCCUAUUUUCGAGAGGCUCUUCGUGUCAGUGAGCCCAAAGCGCCUAAAGCUCCUCGUCCACCAAAACAGCCCAAUAUUCAGGACUUCCAAUUCUUUCCCCCUCGGCUGUUUGAACUACUAGAGAAAGAAAUCCUGUAUUACAGAAAAACCAUUGGUUACAAGGUGCCACGUAAUCCUGAUCUACCAAACUCAGCUCAAGUACAGAAAGGAGAACAGUGCAAAAUUGAUGAGGCUGAACCUCUGAAUGAUGAUGAGCUUGAAGAAAAGGAGAAACUGUUAACGCAGGGAUUUACCAGCUGGACAAAAAGAGACUUUAAUCAGUUCAUCAAAGCAAAUGAGAAGUGGGGUCGUGAUGACAUUGAAAAUAUUGCCCGUGAAGUAGAGGGGAAAGUUCCUGAAGAAGUGAUUGAAUAUUCUGCUGUGUUCUGGGAAAGAUGCAAUGAGCUCCAAGACAUUGAGAAGAUUAUGGCACAAAUAGAAAGGGGAGAAGCUAGAAUCCAAAGGAGGAUCAGUAUUAAGAAAGCACUGGACACAAAGAUUGGACGUUACAAAGCACCUUUCCACCAACUGAGAAUAGCAUAUGGUACAAAUAAAGGGAAGAAUUAUACAGAAGAAGAAGACAGAUUUCUGAUCUGCAUGUUACACAAGCUGGGGUUCGACAAAGAAAAUGUUUACGAUGAGCUUAGACAAUGCAUUCGAAACUCUCCACAAUUCAGAUUUGACUGGUUCCUUAAAUCAAGAACUGCUAUGGAGUUGCAAAGACGAUGUAAUACUUUAAUCACUCUAAUAGAAAGAGAAAACUUGGAACUUGAAGAAAAAGAGAAAGCAGAAAGGAAAAAGCGUGGACCAAAAACUACAUCGGCACAGAAACGUAAAUCGGAUGGAGCACCGGAUGGGCGUGGCCGAAAAAAGAAGCUAAAACUUUGAAUUGUCUAUGCUCAUCAUGUCUGCAUAGUUAAUGUAUUUCAGUUCUACUGAGGAUGUAUAAAGCUUUGAUAGCAAUCUCGUAUGUGGUAUUACAGCAUCAUUCCCACUGGAAUAGUAGGAAUUAAUGUAGUCUAGAGUUUAUUGAAUUUUAAACAGCUGUGCUGAAUAUUUUUUUCUACCAUGUAAUAAAAUGGCUUCCAUUAAAAUCCAUGGAUUAUUUCUACACUUGUUUUAUAAAUGAGCCAAAUACAACUUU
Molecule: messenger RNA, 3438 nt
Organism: Chiloscyllium plagiosum (whitespotted bambooshark)
Lineage: Eukaryota; Metazoa; Chordata; Chondrichthyes; Orectolobiformes; Hemiscylliidae
Gene: smarca5
Product: SNF2 related chromatin remodeling ATPase 5
Biological process (GO): nucleosome organization
Cellular component (GO): chromatin; nucleus
Molecular function (GO): ATP-dependent chromatin remodeler activity; nucleosome binding; ATP binding
Source: RefSeq, a predicted model, not a curated record